Phytophthora sojae is the source of this 4041-nucleotide messenger RNA. Its product is annotated as pdr transporter. Bases 1 to 4041 code for a protein of 1346 amino acids. The record is from RefSeq and is a predicted model, not a curated record. NCBI's taxonomy places the organism in Eukaryota, Oomycota, Peronosporomycetes, Peronosporales, Peronosporaceae. Gene Ontology annotation, cellular component: membrane. Gene Ontology annotation, biological process: transmembrane transport. The transcript has a single exon. Gene Ontology annotation, molecular function: ATP binding; ATP hydrolysis activity; ABC-type transporter activity.
AUGGCGGGCAAGCUGCAGGUGACCAAGGCCCAGGCGCUGGCCGACGAGGAGAAGCGGCCGCUGCUCGGGGGCGACGUGCACGUGACGCUGCGCCGCCAUGACGCGCCGGCAUCUUCGGGUCUCGGAGACCGGUACCCGUCUCAGGACGCGACGUGCAUGUCGUCCGCGCUCUUCUCGUGGGUCACGCCGCUCAUGGAGCUGGGCAACCAGCGGCCGCUGGAGCACGACGACCUGUACCUGCUGGACCCGGCCAACCGCGCGCACGAGGUGGCCACGGAGUUCCGGGCGGCCUGGAGCAAGCAGUGCCGCAAGGCCAAGCCCAGCCUGGCCUGGGCGCUGGCCUCGUGCUUCGGCGGCCAGAUCGCCAAGGCCGGGCUGCUCAAGCUCGUGCACGACUCGCUGCAGUUCGUGGGCCCCAUGCUGAUCAAGGAGAUCAUCGCGUACCUGCAGAACCCGGACGCGCCGCUGAGUGAGGGGCUCAUCUACGCGGGCGUCGUGUUCGUCUCGGGCAUCAUGCAGUCGUUCUUGCUCAGGAACUACUUCUUCCACUGCUUUGAAGCCGGCAUGAGAGUGCGCUCGGCCGUCUGCACGGCCGUGUACAGCAAGAGCUUGGUGCUGUCCGCCGCGGCGAGACAGAAGAAGACGACGGGCGAGAUCACCAACUUGAUGUCCAUCGACGCCCAGAGGUUGCAGGAGCUCUCGACGUUCAUCAACAGUGUGUGGUUCUCGCUCUUCCAGAUUGUGGUGGCGUGCUACUUGCUGUGGAAGCAGAUCGGUCCCGCCACGUUUGCCGGAGUGGCUGUGAUCAUCUUGAUGCUGCCGGUUACGGCGGGCAUCUCCAAGCUCAUGCGCCGCCUGCAGUUGAAGUUGAUGGAGGUGAAGGACGAACGCAUUAAGAUUUGCAAUGAAGUGCUGGCGGGGAUGAAGGUGAUCAAGCUCCAGGCGUGGGAGCACUCGUUCACCAAGCGUGUGCUAGAAUACCGCAGCGAGGAGCUCAGCAAGCUGAAAACGUACAUCUACGCACGCAGCGGAUCGAUGACGCUCUUCUCAGCGAUCCCUUCGCUGGUGACGGUGACGUCAUUUUACACCUACGUCAAGCUGGGCAACACGCUGGACGUCGGUACUGCAUUGACGUCGCUGGCGUUGUUUAACAUCCUCCGCUUCCCGCUGUUUAUGCUGCCGCAGGUGCUGAACUCGAUUGUUGAGGCGAGUGUGAGUAUCGACCGCUUGAGUUCUUACUUCCAGGAAGAGGAACGUGAGCAGGUAGGGCCCGGAGACCUGGAGGGUGUUGGUGUCCGUGUGAAAAACGCCGACUUCAUGUGGGAUACUGCACCGGGCGCAUCGUCGUCUUCGGAGGCGUCGUCGGGUUCACAAGAGGAGGACAGUUUGCUCAAGGCCGACUCGAUUCUGGACAAGGAAGCUGGUGAAACUCUGCCGGUACUUCAGGGUGUGGCGCUGGAAGCCCGCCCGGGUGACUUGAUUGCUGUCGUUGGUCAUGUGGGCGCCGGAAAGUCGACACUUCUCAGUGCCAUACUCGGUGACGCUCGAUGCAGUCGUGGCGAGGUGAACCUGCGCGGUUCGGUUGCCUACGUCUCUCAGCAGCCAUUUAUUCAGAAUGCGACAGUUCGUGAGAACAUUUGCUUCGGCCUCCCCUUUGACGAGGCUAAGUAUGCUGAGGCUCUUCGUGUAAGCUCAAUGCAAAAGGAUUUGGCUGUGCUGCCUGGAGGCGAUCUGACGGAGAUUGGCGAGAAGGGUAUCAACCUCAGCGGUGGACAGCGUACCCGUGUAGCCAUUGCGCGUGCAGUGUACCAGGAUGCUGACAUUUACUUGCUGGAUGACAUUCUGUCAGCUGUGGACAGCCACGUGGGUCAUGAUAUCUUCAAGGAGUGCAUUAAGAAGUGCCUGAAGGACAAGCUGGUGAUCCUCGUCACGCAUGGUCUAACUUUCCUGAGCGAGUGUGACAAGAUCGUGGUAUUGGAAAACGGCAUGAACGUGGAGGAUGGCUCCUAUGAAGACCUCAUGGAAAAGGAUGGUGGGCUUCUCAUGGAUCUGGUGGCUAAAUACAAAGAUCAAGAUCAGCAGCAGGGGCCUAACAUCAUCGAAGAUGUCGAGGACGUAAUCUCACUUGAUGAACUUGAGGAGGAUGAAGAGGACAACCCGACGCCCGAGCGUCUGGGACGCCGAUUGAGUCGGUCUUCUGUGCGCAGCGACCGAGCCACGAGUGACGCAGGAGCUGAAGCUCAAUUGAUGACCGAUGAAGAUCGAUCUGUGGGUGACGUUGCCUGGCAAGUGUACAAGACGUGGAUUAUGGCGUUUGGCGGGAUUUCCGCCGGUGUGCUUGUGAUCUUCGUGUUCAUCGCCACCCAAUUUGUGAACUUGCUUUCCACGUGGUGGCUUUCGUUCUGGUCGGAACACUCGCAGCCGAAUGAUGAUGAAGAGCAACCCGCAGACCCACAGUCGCAGAUGUUCUACGUGUAUGUGUACAUGGGUCUGAACGCGGUCUACGCUGCGGCGCUGUACGCUCGUGCUAUAACGACAUACAAGGGAGGUCUCCGCGCGAGUCGAUCACUUUUCCAGGAUCUGCUGGCCCGCAUCCUGCGCGCCCCAACAUCGUUCUUUGACACAACACCUACUGGCCGUAUUGUGAAUCGUCUGUCCAAGGACGUGUACACUGUCGACGAGAGCAUCCCUGCAACAUGGAGCAUGCUCCUGAAUACCUUCAUCAGUGUGUUGGUGACACUGGCUACUAUUUCGUACGUGACACCGAUUUUCAUGAUCAUUCUGCUGCCCGUGCUGGUGGGCUACUACAUCUCGCAGCGCUACUUUAUCAAGUCAUCGCGCGAGCUGCAGCGACUCGACUCGAUCAGCCGCUCCCCUGUAUUUGCGUUGUUGUCUGAGACGCUCGACGGUUUGCCAACUAUUCGUGCGUAUCGUGCCGAGACCCAGUUUUCCACGAAGAACGAGGAGCUGAUUGACCGGAACCAGCGCGCGUACUUCCUUAACUUUGCCGUUAACUGCUGGCUGGCUCUCCGUCUUGAGUUUGCCGGUACGCUUAUUGCAGCGUUUGCGGCUCUGACUGCAGUACUUGCUCACAGCUCGGACCCGGAACGCGGUGCAGCUUUUGCUGGACUUGCAGGAGUAUCGCUAACGUAUGCGUUCAGUGUGACGCAGUCGCUUAAUUGGUCUGUACGUAUGCUGAGCCAGCUUCAGACGCAGAUGGUUUCGGUGGAACGUAUCAAGAACUACACGGUGAUGGAUACGGAGGCUGCGCUUACGAGUGUCGGCAAGCUUCCUCCUGCUCAGGAAUGGCCGUCCGCUGGUGCAAUUGAAUUCCGUGAUGUCAACCUGCGUUAUCGCCCUGGCCUGCCCCGGGUGUUGCGCAACCUCUCACUUUCCAUCCGUCCCCAGGAGAAGAUUGGAAUUGUGGGUCGUACUGGCGCCGGCAAGUCGAGCCUCGUGGUGGCGCUGAUGCGCCUUGUCGAGCUUGACAGUGGUUCGAUCGUCAUCGAUGGACUGGACAUUAGUACCAUCGGAUUGCACGAGCUCCGCAACAAGAUCUCAAUUAUCCCUCAAGACCCCGUUCUCUUUUCGGGCACGGUGCGCAGCAACGUGGAUCCAUUCGAUCAGUACACGGACGAGCAGAUCUGGACGUCACUGCGCCGAGCUCAUCUCGCGCAUGUGGUGACCGCGCUGGACAGUGCUGUGGACGAAAAGGGCUCCAACUUCAGCGUGGGUGAACGUCAGUUGUUGUGCAUCGCUCGCGCUCUGCUUAAACGAUCGCGCAUUAUUCUCAUGGAUGAGGCGACAGCGUCUAUCGACACGGAAACGGACCGCAAGAUCCAACGCAGCAUCCGCGAGGAGUUCCGUGAGUGCACCUGCCUCACGAUCGCGCACCGCAUCAACACUAUUCUCGACGCAGAUCGUAUUCUUGUCAUGGAACGCGGGACUGUUGGUGAGUUCGACACCCCGAAGGCCCUCCAGAAGAAGCCGGACGGCCUGUUCAAGGGACUCGUCGAGCACUGGCAAAAUGAAGGAAAGUGA